CUAUUCCAGCAGUUCACGAGAUAUGAUAUCUUCACCUACAAGUCUCAGAUACUCUUUCAAAAGAUCACAAGCAAUUCUCUUCAAUUUAAAAUAACCGCACAAAAAUAUUAACAUUAAAGCAGUCGAUGGUAUUUAUUAAAACAACAAAAACUGUUCAGGCUCCAAAUCAAGUAGAGCAACUGUUAUCUAUUUCCGACGGAAGUGAAUAAAGCAACAAACAGCACACGCUUUGUAUGUUCUGUUCUCUCUCAGUCAUGGCUCAACCAUGUGUUCUUCGGUCUCUGUAUCGAUCUAUAAAACGGAGUAGUCAAAUAUUUCCUGGAUUAAACUUCUCAGUCUGUCGUCAUCUGCUCAGUGAUGCAUAUCAAUGCCAAACAAAAUGGGAAGAAAGAAUGAAUUCUCAGGAACUUCAAGUCCCUUGUAAUGAUUUCCUCUACAAAUUAGCUGAAAAAGCUGAAAAAGAAAAGAAUAUUUCAUUUGUUGACAUUGAUAUUUUGGCUAACAAAGUAGAUGAACUAGAAGCUAGCGAUAUAAAGAAAGUUGAAAAACUUCUGUACAGGUUCCGUCACAGUGUUGAUGCUGCAAACAUUACUGACUCUUUAGCCACAUCCCUGGCUCGUGGAUACUUAAAACUUGGACUGGCUGAAAAUUAUCUCUCCUUGAUGAAGAAAAAAAUUGCAUAUGGAAUCUUUCCUGAUUUUCCCACAUCAAAUAUUCUUAUGGACCAUUUCAUUAAAACUGGAAAAUAUGGCUGUGCCGCUCAGAUCGCCUAUGAAAUGAUGCUUCAGGAAGAUUUUAGCCAUCGGUCUACUCUCUUGUUGUCCCUUUAUUCAUGUGUCAAGUUUCUGUUAUCUUUACCCAAACAGUCAAAGGCUUGCGAAGAUGUUCAAGAGGAAAAAGCUGAAGUGGAAGUUGAGGAAAUUUGGGUAAAAGUGAAAUACAUGAACAAGCCUUACUAUGAUGACCAUUUUGAUAUCACAGAACCCCAGCUUCUAUUGGGCAAAACACUGAUAAUGAUUGGUAAAGAAUUGUCUGACCAUAACCUAUUAAGCUGUUCCUUACAAACAUAUGGAUUUGCUCUAUAUGAAAAAUUUAAUAAAGGGCUGUUAUUUCUUGAGAAACUGCUUGCUGGUCCCAAGGUGCCAUGUCUGUAUAAAUCUGCCUUAGAAAAAUUUCAAGAGUGUUUGGAAUUUUGCAAAGUGAAGGACCCAAAUUUAGCCAAGAAAGAACUUGGAUUAUUACGAAAGCAUGACAGCAGGGAAGAAAUAAGAUUAUCAGCUGAAGAGAAGGAACUUCAUUUGGACAAAUUUAAGACGUUGUUUGAACAACUCACUGCUGGAGGUUAUGUUGUCGAAAACUGCGAUCAAUUUGAAAAAGAAGUAGACAGUAUUGUCAACACAGAGUUACCGGCCCUUGAACAGGCAGAUAUUGACCAACAGGUCAGUAACUUCUCUCUAUGGACCAAAGAACGAAGUCGUUUGUUAGAGGAACAAAUUGAUGCUUACCAAAGAGCAGCCAAACGGAAAGAGAUCGAAACUAAACUACUCGAGAUUCAAGAGAAAGAAGAAAUCCUGACAUUUUUUGAAAGGAAACAUGAAUUACAACUUGCUGUUCUAAUUGGCGAGAAGAAACAGGGGCAAAUUAGUCCGUCUCUUUCCAAGGAGAAAUCCUUGGAAGAUGAACUUAAUUAUGAUGAACAAUUUAAAAAGAUCAAAGAGCCUAGUAAGAAAAAGAAACGAUGAAAUAUUUGGCAUUUUCAUUUGUCUGUUGAAGUUUAUUAUCUGUUGCUAGUAGUUUUUCAAAUAAAAAAAAAAGCAUUAUUUCC
Messenger RNA from Octopus sinensis (East Asian common octopus), 1825 nucleotides. Its product is annotated as 28S ribosomal protein S27, mitochondrial. The record is from RefSeq and is a predicted model, not a curated record. The transcript is spliced from 10 exons. Gene Ontology annotation, molecular function: protein binding. Lineage: Eukaryota; Metazoa; Mollusca; Cephalopoda; Octopoda; Octopodidae. Gene Ontology annotation, cellular component: mitochondrion. Bases 234 to 1742 code for a protein of 502 amino acids.